Molecule: messenger RNA, 3023 nt
Organism: Artibeus jamaicensis (Jamaican fruit-eating bat)
Lineage: Eukaryota; Metazoa; Chordata; Mammalia; Chiroptera; Phyllostomidae
Product: leukocyte immunoglobulin-like receptor subfamily A member 6
Exons: 9
Coding region: 431-2131 (566 amino acids)
Source: RefSeq, a predicted model, not a curated record
ACCUGCAGCCACGGUCAUGUGACCAUGCAGCCCCCGUGCCUGGUGCACUGGGAGACUGUAGGCUUUCUCUGCCCAGGCCCUCUGGGCUCAUGUCCUCACAUCACCUGCAAGAGAGAGAUAGACUCCAUUUAGAGAGCUGCUCCUGGUGUGCUGCUGGGUCCCAACAGCAACUCAGUGACUGACUAGAAGACAUCAGGGUCUUGCAUUUGGAACCACCCAUGAGGAGGGGACUGCCAUUCCCACCAAGUCACGAGGUUGCAGCCGAUCGUGGGAUGAGAGUCCUGAGCCUGAAGCCGUGCAUAGAGUUUCCAGAAAUUGAAGGCCACUGAUGAGGAACCCAGGACCUGUCACACAGAGCUGAGACCGUGUAACACCCCAUUCGUUACUCUGUGUUGCAGUGAAUGUACACAUCAUCUGCACACUGGUGACCAUGGCAAGAAGCACCACGACCCUGACCCUCAGUGUCCUUCUCUGUCUCGGGCUGUGUUGGGGCCCAUGGCACCAGGUUCAGGCAGCAGUUCCCCCCAAACCCUCCAUCUGGGCUGACCCAGGCCCCAUCAUCAGCAAGGGGAGCCCUGUGACCAUCUGGUGUCAGGGGUCUCUGCAGGCGGAUGGCUACAUUCUGUAUAAAGAGAGGGGCUCUGAGCCCUCAGAUACGAGCAUCCCACAGGCCUCCAGCAACAAGACCGGGUUCCUCAUUCAGUCCAUGAGCUCACAGCACACAGGGCUGUACCAGUGUGCAUACAGCACUGGGGGCAGGCUGUCUGAGAGGAGUGAGCCCCUGCUCCUGGUGCUGACAGGAGAGCACAGCGCACCCUCCCUCUCAGCACUGCCAGGCCCUGUGGUGACCUCAGGAGGGAGAGUGUUUCUUCGGUGCAGCGCACAGUCCACACUGGACACUGUCCACCUGCUGAAAGAGGGAGGAGCUGAACCACCCCAACACAGGAAAUCAGAACAGAGAUUCUAUGAGAGGAGGUGGCAGGCUGUCUUCCCUUUUGGCCCUGUGAAGUCCUCCCAUGGGGGGACCUACAGAUGCUAUGGUUCCAACAGCUCCACCCCCAAUGUGUGGUCACAGCCCAGUGCCCCUCUGCACCUCGAGGUCACAGGUGUGUACAGGGAGCCCUCCCUCUCAGCCCAUCCAGGCCUCCUUCUGCUGCCUGGUGACAGCCUGACCCUCCAGUGUGCCUCAGAGCCUGGCUUUGACAAAUUCGCUCUGACCAAGGAGCAGGGGCCAACACCGCCCCAGCAUCUCCAGGGGCAGCACAGCCCCGACUUCCCCCUGGGCCCUGUGAACCUCACCCAUGGGGGCCGGUACAGGUGCUACAGUGGACACAACCUCUCCUAUGUGUGGUCGGCCCCCAGUGCCCCCCUGGACAUCCUGAUUGCAGGAAAGGACAGCAAACCCUCCCUCUCAGUCCAGCCAGGGCCCUCAGUGCCCUUGGGAGCGAAUGUGACCCUGCAGUGUCGAUCUGAGGUCAGGGCUGACACCUUCCACCUGCACAGGGAGGGGUCCCUGGACCCUCCCCAGCAGCUUCGUCUGCAGGACACAGCUGCCCUCUCUCAGGCCAACUUCACCAUCAGCCCUGUGACCUGGGGCCACAACGAGACUUACAGGUGCUACAGCUCACACAGCUCCUCCCCCUUCCAGCUGUCACAGCCCAGUGACCCCCUGGAGCUGGUGUUCUCAGGGAUGGAAAAGCCGGAGCCACCCCACCCCUGUCUCAUCCUCAUCCCCAUCCCUGGGGCCCAGACAGGUUCCAGGGCCCCAGGGAGGCUGGAGAGGCCACAAGCUGAGCAAAGGGAGGAAAGGCCAGGGGCACCCAUCCCGAUCCCCCUCCUUCUCCAGUGCCCAUGGCCUGACUCAGACACCAGGACAAGCAUGACUCCAACACCCAAGACUACACAGUGGGGAACCUCAUCCGCUUGGGUGUGUCUGGCUUCAUCCUCGUGGUCCUCGGGGUGCUGCUGUGUGAAGCUUGGCACAGUUGGAGAAGACCCCACGAUGCAGCCAGGAGUUGAACACAGGGGACAGCAAACCCACCAGUCAGCGAGGCAGAGCCUGGAGAAGAGUCUGAUGACCCCAGGAAGCUCUGGAGGAAACUGUGGGCGCCCCCGGGAAAGAGUCUGCUGAGAAUGUGGAGGAAGUGGGCUUGGUUCCCAUGCAGGGAGAGGCGGGGCCGGGGCUGGAGAGGCUUCCCCACAGCUAGACUGUGGGCGUCUCCCCUCACUGCACUGCUGACCUUCCUUGGCUGCGCCUCUGUUCUCCUCCGUGUGACCUGGGGCUCAGCCCACAUCACAGGUUUGGAUCCACCCCUGGUCUCCCCCUGCCUUUCUGGUCCAUGUUCUAGUAGGACAUUUUUUUUGUUUUUAUUGCCCACAUUCACUCAUUUUGGGUCUCUUUUGGUCAGAUUGGUUAGAUGCAAAAUCUUUUUAAAACAUCUAAAUAAAUGGAUAAAUAUCAAAAACAGUUUCACAUGGCAUUGGCAUGGUUCACUGGGUUUGUGACAUUUGCCUAAUUCCUGGGUGUAGAUGCUCCUUGAGGAUGGGGAGAGCUGCCACCACCCUCUCCCUUCUGCACCCAUCUUUGUCUUCCUCCACCAGCUUCACUGAGUCUCAGCUGUACACCCUUCAGGCCCGUUUGUUGGGUUGCAGUGACUUGUGUGGAUUAUUUUGUGUGGACGUGCUCAGGGCUGUCCCUGGGGGUCUCAGUGCUCUGUGCCCAGGCCUGCCCAGAGCGGCCCCCCCUUCAAGCCCACAGGUGCACAGGCUGUCUUGCCGCGGCCCGAUGCCAGUGCAGUGACAAGACUGCUGGCCAUCAGGAUCCUGCCCAACCUCCGAAGUGGGCCACGGAGUCCAGGGGAGACGCUGCGCCAUCAUCUCCUCCCCGCCCUCUUAGCCCCAGUGCUCCUGCACCUGGUCUGAAUCCUAUGCUUGCACCGCUGCUGCCAAAAGCCACCACACUGCCUUCUGGGGCUGCACAAAGCUCCUUCUAGUCCUCUCCCCUCACCUCGCUCUGCAAAUGC